CCCUACUUCUGAUUCAUCACCAAAAUCAAAUCCUUCCUCUUUAAAAUCUUUCGCUUAGAUCCCCUGGUUCUAGCUGUUCUUUAAGUCUUUAUCUCAACUCAAACAUAUACCACCAAAAUGAGUGUGGAAGUUUUGGACGGUGCCACCAUUGUCAACUUUGUGGAGGACGAGGAAGCAUUCACUAUGUCAAUACGUGAACGUUUUGCCCACCUCGACAUUGACCAAGAUGGUCUGCUUUCCUACACAGAAAUGUUAAAGGAGCUGCAGAGUCUGAGGGUUUUCGAGACUCACUUUGGGAUAGAUGUGAAGAGAGAACCAGAAGAACUGGCUCGAGUAUAUAGCUCUCUGUUUGAGCAGUUCGAUCAUGACUUGAAUGGAAGAGUGGAUUUGGAGGAGUUCAAGCAAGAGACGAAGAAGAUGAUGCUGGCCAUGGCUAAUGGGAUGGGUUUUUUGCCUGUUCAGAUGGUGUUGGAAGAAGAUAGUCUCUUGAAGAAAGCUGUGGAGAGGGAGUCUACUUCUGCUCGUACUGUGGCUGCUGCUUAAAUUUUUGGCAUUCUCUACAUCUAUAUAUGAUAUUUCUACAGCAACUUUAUCAUCCUUUCUAUUUUUCCACCUUUGCUUUCGCAUGAGUUGAAAGUCUAGUUCAUGUUCGUUUUUGUUUUCUUUAAUUUUCCCAUUGUAUUCUAACUUCUAAGCUUCGAUCUUUUACCAAUUAAAAAUAAAAGUUUUGAUAUGUUACUGA
Messenger RNA from Hevea brasiliensis (rubber tree), 742 nucleotides. RefSeq lists its product as uncharacterized. Lineage: Eukaryota; Viridiplantae; Streptophyta; Magnoliopsida; Malpighiales; Euphorbiaceae. The transcript has a single exon. The record is from RefSeq and is a predicted model, not a curated record. The coding region runs from base 118 to 543 and encodes 141 amino acids. Gene Ontology annotation, molecular function: calcium ion binding.